AUAUGGAGUAGCAGCGUUGAUAUUCCGCAUAACCCGCCAUCCGAUAUUGUUAUGAAGAAUCUGACCUUUCACUCCGGGCAAAACAUUAAGCUUAUCCUGUUGGAUCAGGAUGGCAAGGAGCAAGCUACCUGCACUAUUGUUAGAGAACGAAUACGUCAAGCUGGCCCCACCUAUACCAGACGUCAUCAAGGCCAGGAAGAGAAAUGUUUGGUCAUGUAG
This is a messenger RNA of Protopolystoma xenopodis, 219 nucleotides long. NCBI's taxonomy places the organism in Eukaryota, Metazoa, Platyhelminthes, Monogenea, Polystomatidea, Polystomatidae. The record is from the annotation of a GenBank genome assembly.